Messenger RNA from Ilex paraguariensis (yerba mate), 252 nucleotides. The record is from the annotation of a GenBank genome assembly. NCBI's taxonomy places the organism in Eukaryota, Viridiplantae, Streptophyta, Magnoliopsida, Aquifoliales, Aquifoliaceae.
AUGGAAGAAUAUGGGUUUUCAAGUCAAAAUGACAUGAAGUAUUUGAGUGGUAAUCUUUUCAGCACCACCAAGCAUCAGCUCUUGGCAUUCGAAGCGGUAUCUGACAGUUUCCUGUGUACUUUGCAUGAGAUUCCUCUUCUCCCCGCGGGACCGUGUUUUUACCUUUUAAGUGAUGCUGAUCAGUGGCAAAUGGAUGCUAGGCUGCUGAAGCUUGGUCUGAAACUUUUAAAACUAAGCUUGAUUCACUUAUAG